AUGAGCGAUCUAGACAGGUACAAGUUGCACCCCGCCACCUUCCUAGAACUGAAGCUAAGAAUGAAUUACCAACACAGAGCGAUUGCGCAGCUAAGAGCUUGUCGACCUAUACCAGAAGCGCAAGUUAGAGAGUUAUGUCACAAGGCGAGGGAAUUGUUAAUUGAAGAGGGCAAUGUGGUUACGGUGACGGCGCCAGUGACGAUAUGCGGCGAUAUCCAUGGGCAGUUUCACGACUUGAUGGAGUUAUUUCGCGUCGGCGGAGAUGUACCAGAUACGAAUUAUCUAUUCAUGGGUGAUUUCGUGGACCGCGGUUUCUAUUCCCUCGAAUCCUUCCUCCUUCUUCUCUGUCUCAAAGUACGAUAUCCAGAUCGCAUGACUCUGAUACGAGGCAACCACGAAUCGCGGCAAAUCACCACUGUCUACGGCUUCUACGACGAAUGUCUGCGGAAAUACGGCAGUGCGAACGUAUGGCGAUAUUGCUGCGAGGUCUUCGAUUACCUAGCGCUGGGAGCCAUAGUCCUAGGGGCCUCGACAUCACUAGGAGAAUCUAAAGGCCUGAUGCCGGAGAAGUCGUCGUCGACGCAACCGGACGAUGAAGGUAUAGAAAUAGAACUGCUGAACCACACCGGUGGGGUCAUAGACAGGUUCCCUCGGGGCCAAGCGCGAAACGGCGCCCGUUCGAGUCCGUCGACGAAAAGCUCCUCUUCGCCAGCUGCAAAAACCGGUCCUCCGGGUACAGCCGCCUCGGGAUAUAGCCGCGGAUCAGUUGGGAAUACUAGCGGCGCUGUACUGUGCGUGCAUGGGGGGUUAUCACCAUUGAUCGAUGGCAUCGACAAGAUCCGGCUUUUGGACCGCAAACAGGAAGUCCCCCACGACGGCGCAAUGUGCGAUCUCCUCUGGUCGGACCCGGACGAGAUCGACGGCUGGGGCCUCUCACCACGCGGCGCGGGCUUCCUCUUCGGCGCCGACAUCGUCAAAGUCUUCAACCACGCCAACGACCUAUCCAUGAUAGCACGCGCGCAUCAACUAGUCAUGGAAGGCUUCAAAGAGAUGUUCGACAACAGCAUCGUCACGGUCUGGUCGGCGCCAAACUACUGCUACAGAUGCGGAAACAUCGCGGCCAUUCUCGAGCUCAGCGAAGACGGCAGUGGGGAGAGUAUGCUGGCGCGCAGUAACGGCGAGGUGAAUAGGAGUGAUGGCGGUGUGAUGAAACCGAGCGAUAGGGUAUUGUUGGCUGGGCCUGCGAGGCGGUAUAGGGUGUUCCAAGCCGCGCCGCAGGACUCGAGGGGGAUGCCGGCGAAAAAACCUGUGGCGGAUUAUUUCUUGUAG
Molecule: messenger RNA, 1329 nt
Organism: Lachnellula hyalina
Lineage: Eukaryota; Fungi; Ascomycota; Leotiomycetes; Helotiales; Lachnaceae
Gene: Ppp4c
Product: Serine/threonine-protein phosphatase catalytic subunit
Exons: 3
Coding region: 1-1329 (442 amino acids)
Biological process (GO): double-strand break repair via homologous recombination; peptidyl-serine dephosphorylation
Cellular component (GO): nucleus; cytoplasm
Molecular function (GO): protein serine/threonine phosphatase activity
Source: RefSeq, a predicted model, not a curated record